Messenger RNA from Lactuca virosa, 675 nucleotides. NCBI's taxonomy places the organism in Eukaryota, Viridiplantae, Streptophyta, Magnoliopsida, Asterales, Asteraceae. The record is from the annotation of a GenBank genome assembly.
AUGGUUGGGGGUUCGAUGCUGCUCCUGCUGUGUGGUGUGCGACAGCUCGCCCAAUCACGUAUGGUUGCUUCCACUGCCUUCUACUUCUUUCAUCCACUUCCGUAUUUUGGAUAUGGCUGGUUUCUUCUCCCACCGUCUCUCUCAACAAAUGUUAACGCACACGGACAUCCUCUUUCUCUUCCUGUUAGUUCAUCUUUUCACUUAAUGAUUGGAGCGGUAGAAGAAUCCAAAGGAUUUAUCACAUUCUCCUUAACUAGCGGACUUAAAUAUCAUGUCUCCCAGCUCCAGUUGUGCAAAUGUUCCUUCCUGUUGAUGCUCAUGUUCAAAAACAAUAAAAUUAAUAGAGGUAUAUAUUCAUACGGUUUGAGGAUUUUAGAUUGGACUACUUUUAAGAUUUCUUACCCUUUCAUACAUAGGAAUGCUAAAAUUCUAAUUCAGGUUUUUGACAGAAGUGAUUUGAUUCUGAUGGGUUGCAGCCCAGUUAAGCCUCUACCUUUUCAUCUUUCCAGCAGAAAUACUUUUUUGCUAAACCAUAUAUUACCUCUUUGCCCUCCGGACCCAUUUAUGCGUGUGGAACCGAAACAUGAAGAGUUUAACCGGGUUCAUCAAAAUGCGCUUCAUUGGACUGAUGUUUACUGGCUUAGGAUGAAAUCAAAUUUGGUGUUCUACUUAUGA